Bubalus bubalis (water buffalo) is the source of this 2817-nucleotide messenger RNA. RefSeq names its product potassium channel tetramerization domain containing 11 (gene KCTD11). Gene Ontology annotation, biological process: protein homooligomerization; positive regulation of neuron differentiation. The record is from RefSeq and is a predicted model, not a curated record. The coding region runs from base 786 to 1484 and encodes 232 amino acids. NCBI's taxonomy places the organism in Eukaryota, Metazoa, Chordata, Mammalia, Artiodactyla, Bovidae. The transcript has a single exon.
CGGCCGCUGCCCUUAGGCCACUUCCUGGGGGCGGAGAGGACUUAAGCGGUUGCAGCCAAACCAGAGGAAGGCGUUGGCGCCCGGGUCCCGAGACUCCCGGCUGCUUCCAUCGGAGGCCUCAGACACUCCCAGCUUGUACUGAACGUGCAUCUGCGGUCCCCAGCCGAUACAGAGGCACCCCCGCCAUCGGCUCCGAUCAGCCUCGCCUCCAUCUCCUGGGACCCGCGCCAGAGUCAGGCAAGGCAAGGCCUCAAACUGGCCCCCGGAGCCCUGCGUGGACUUGCCCACAGUGACAGCGAUCUGCCCGAGAAGCUGGACCCUUCAGAGUCGGCCUUGUGCUCGCCACCGUCACCUGCUGGUUGGAUUCUGGAAAGCCACUGUCUGAAGACCACAGAAAGGAAUCGCUGACCACCCAGAACCGGAUCUAUAUCUCCCGUACCUGACUUCCCUCAGCUCUUUUCAUCUGUUCUCUCGACCUUUCCGGCGUCUCUGUGCCCAGAAACCAUCCCCCACCACCAAGGCAGCUAGGGUGAGCCCCAAAUCUUGCUGCCUUGUACUCCAACUUGUGCCUCCCACUCAGAGACAGUCUGAACCUUACCACCCACUUCUGCACACACCCAGGAAGUUCUACCUUUUCUUCUCUUUCGGUGUCUUCUAUACUCCUCAAAAUUUCUCCUCCUCCUGUGCCCUCUUCGCCCCCCUCCUUCGGGGGCCCCGUGACCCUGAAUGUCGGGGGAACGCUAUAUUCCACCACGUUGGAGACCUUGACUCGAUUCCCAGACUCCAUGCUGGGGGCCAUGUUUAGGGCUGGUACCCCCAUGACUCCCAACCUCAAUCCCGAGGGAGGUGGCCACUACUUCAUCGAUCGAGAUGGCAAGGCCUUCCGGCACAUCCUCAAUUUCCUCCGGCUGGGCCGCCUAGACCUGCCCCUUGGAUAUGGGGAGACAGCGCUUCUCAGGGCAGAGGCGGACUUUUACCAGAUCCGACCCCUCCUGGAUGCCCUGCGGGAACUGGAGGCCUCUCGGGGGACCCCAGCUCCCACAGCCGCCCUGCUCCAUGCAGAUGUAGAUAGCAGCCCCCGCCUGGUGCACUUCUCUGCUCGUCGAGGCCCACACCACUAUGAGCUGAGUUCUGUCCAGGUGGACACCUUCCGGGCCAAUCUCUUCUGCACCGAUCCUGAGUGUCUGGGUGCCCUGCGGGCCCGAUUUGGUGUGACCAAUGAGGACAGGGCAGAGGGAGGCCCACACUUCCGUCUGGAAUGGGCUCCCCGCCCUGCGGAACUCCCCGAAGUGGAGUACCGCAGACUAGGGCUGCAGCCACUGUGGACCGGGGCACCAGGAGAGCCACGGGAGGUGGUGGGCACACCCAGCUUCCUGGAGGAGGUGCUGCGGGUGGCUCUGGAGCAUGGCUUCCGUCUCGACUCUGUCUUCCCUGAUCCUGAAGACCUGCUCAACUCCCGAUCUCUACGCUUUGUUCGGCACUAGGAACUGAGACCUGGGAAUGCUGCCCUCAGUUUGACUUCAUGGAGGGGCAAGGGAGGGGGUAGAAAGAACGGGUCAUUAAAGGGGUUGAAGAUUCUCCUGAGGCCUUUUCCUAGCUCUGCUCCGGGAGCUGUGAGAGUCAGAGGCCCCACUGCACCUGACUGGAGAGCCCAAGUAUGGACAGGAAUCCCCACACUGGAGGGAGCCCACCAAGAGCCCACAAGAUCAGUGGGUCUGGACUGGAGCAGAUCCUAGGAGGGCUGGGGAGGCUUCCCUGGCUGGUCCUGCCUGAGUCUGGGGACCUUCGGUGUUUCCUUGCUUGGAGCUCAGUAUUCAGAGUCAGGAAAAGCAGGUAUGCUUCUCUGCCUAGGCUCAACUUAGCAGGACUGUGGAAGGAUGAUGAGGUCUGAGGAAAAGAGGAACUUUGGAUUGCUCUAAUGUGGUCUCCUGGACUGUGACUUCUGGAGAUGGCCUCGCCUGGCCUGACAAAUGAGAGGUCAGAACACUGUGAAAUAUGGGAAGGGAGGUUCUUUGCUGUGUCCUAAGCCACCACUGAGGGAGACAGGGAGGGCUACGCCCCACCUUAGGUUGGCUUAAGGGAGCUAGGAGAAUCCCCAUUAACUGUGGGGCUGGAGCGUCCCUCUGGAGAUCCAGGUGUUUUAAAGAAUCCCAUGUUGAAGGUGGGGCUGGCUACAGGGAGGAGUGGGGCAUCGUCUUGGGUCCUGGCCUUCCUUCCUUCAUGUGUACGUGCCUGUCAGCCAGUGGCUCUGACUGAUGCGUGGAUCCCUGCAUCCUGGCUCUCAGCCAUGUUGCUGGAGGUGGUGUCUGUGUGCUGGUCUUUCUGUGGCCUCUGCAUGUCCAGGCCCGUUUGGGGUUGCCCAGCAACUGUUUUGGUACCAGGUGUGUCUGUGGUAUGGGUAUGAGUAGACUGACAAUUAGUUUAAUCACAAGGGGUGUGUGUGCACAUGUGCUUCACACAUCCACGUAGGCAGGAGGGGCCUGCUGAGUUUGAGUCACUAGGAUCUUCUAAUGAGAGGUAAGAGAAGUCAACUGGGCUUAGCUGGGCCUUGGAGGCCUGUAUAGAACUCUCUGUUGCUAAGGCAACCAUGAGCCUGUUGCUAGGAGAUAGCUGGGAAAGGCCCAAGGCUGCUCAGGGCGAAGAAGAGAUGAACAGAAGAGUUUGAAAGAGUGGGGGAGGAUGUGGACAGGCAUGGGUUUCUGAGUCCCUGGGGGUACGGAAUACUCACAAACAGCUUCUUCACUGGGGAGUCACUUACUGUUUAUCACUGGUCAUGAUUUACAGGAAGAAAAAUAAAAUUGCUUUCGGAAUCACCAA